AUGAAUCAAAUAUAAUUACAAGAAAUUUUAUAGAAACUCAUCUUAUCGAUACCUUAGAUAAUUAAUACGUACCCUUUACUAGAGCCUUAAUCAAUCGAUGAAUAAAAUUAACCCCAAAACUUAGAAGAAAAUAAAGAAAAUCAAAAUUUUCAUUAUGAUUAAUUGGUAUAAAAUAUAACAGAUCCUUUAUUGGAGUUAGAACCAUAAGAAAAAGAAUUACGUAUAAUAGAAUAAAAUAAAAAGUCAGAUAAUCAAUCAGCAUAAUAAUAAUUGGAAUAAACUUAAAAUAGAGUUUAUAUUGAUUUAGAAUAAAAUUAAUAGUCUGGUGAUAAUAAUGAUGAAUUAAAUAGAUAAAAAUAAGGUAAGAAAUUUGAAUAGGAAUAAAAAUAAUAAUAAUAAUCGAAAUAAAAUUAAAAUCCAGUUUAAAUUGAUUUGAAGAACAAUUAAUACUCUGGUGAAAAUAAUGAUAUAUUAAAUAUGAAAAAUUAAGGUAAAAAUUUUGAUAAUUAAUAAUAAUAAUAAUAAUUGGAAAAAACUUAAAAUAACAUUUAAGUUGGUUUAGAGAAAUCAUUAUAAUAAGCUGAAAUUGAGAAUAAAUAAUAAUAAAAUAAAACUUUAGAGUAAAAAAAGUAAUAAGAAUAAAAAUCAAAAGAGAAAGAUAGUUCUUAAAAUUAAAUAUCUGAUGUUUAAGAAAUAUCUAUUUAAGAAUUAUCUUCAUAACAUGAAGAAUAACAAUCGCUAUAAAAAAAUAAGAAAAAUUCUAUUGAUAAUUCUUUAGUAUCUUAAGAAGAUUCCUUUUAACAGAAAUAAGAUUAUUCAUAAAAUAAAAGGUUGAAAAAAUUAUCUUCCGUUGAUAAUUUUUCAUAAAUUGAUGAGUUAUUAGAAUAAAAAUAAAGAAUUGAAUAAUUGUGUAAAUGGUAACAAAAAGUUGAAAAAGUUUUGCAAAUUUUGUUAUCUAAAUUUAAUAAUGGAGAUUAAAUUUAGAUAACAAAAACAACUAAAAAAAGAAUUAAUUAAAACUCCAGUUUAAAUGAUGAUGAAGAUAAUGAGGAUUUUGAUAAUAAUGAGCUUGUUAAUAAGUAAAGCAAAAAAAGUAAAAAAUUAAAGUAUCUUUUAAAUGCCCUUACUCCAGAAGAGAAAAAAAAAUUUGAAUAUCAUGUUGAAAAAAGUAAAUAAAUAAAAGUUUCUGUAUUUGGACAUUAAGAAGAAGAAUAUAUUAGGUGCAAAUUAUGUAAUUGCAGGUAUAAAAGAUAACAACAUUUAGUAAGUCAUUGGAAAUAGAAGCAUCAAAAUGA
Paramecium primaurelia is the source of this 1295-nucleotide messenger RNA. Lineage: Eukaryota; Ciliophora; Oligohymenophorea; Peniculida; Parameciidae. The record is from the annotation of a GenBank genome assembly.